AUGACAGAAGAUCUUCCGCUACCCAAACUCUCAUAUGAUGCUGCCACAGGGUCCUUUACCCAGGGUGCCCCGCGGAAACGCGUACGUCUUAGCAGCCCUCCCGUUUCCAGUGAUCCGCUGUUCUCCGACGACUUUGAUGAGCCAUCAGUAGACAACUAUACACAGGAACGGAGGAAGAGGAAGUUCCGUGGACCAUGGUUUUCGCAGAAGCCGGAACCAGAAGCAGAAUCACAGGAAAUAACUGAAACCGAGCCCAAGAGGACGAAGAGACCGUUCGAGAGACAAUUCGAUAGCGGCGUGUUUAUGGGAAGUGAUGGGACAGAUAUGGACGAGGCGAUGGAGGCUGGAAUCGCUGAGACACCAUUUUCGUUGCCCGAGAGACUGGCUGGCCAGAGCCUGGCCGCGAGGAAACAGGAUGGAGAGGAAGACGCCAGGAGGCAGGUUGAGCUGUGCUUAGAAGAAGGGAACGAGCACAUUGAUUUAUCAUCAAUUUCUUUGAAAACACUAUCUAAUGCCACAAUAAGACCCCUGGCAACGUUCACACGUAUCGCACGCGGAGUUGUCGACGGCUCGCACAAACUCGAGCCGAAACUCAAGCUAUUUCUGUCUUCAAAUAAUCUGACAACACUUCCCGGGGAGCUUUUCAAUCUCGAGCGUCUUGUCGCCUUGACCGUACGCAAUAACGAGCUUGGCGAACUGCCCCCAGGGAUCGGUAAGCUCAAGAAUCUACACGAGCUCAACCUCUCGCAAAAUGGCCUUCGAUAUCUCCCAUAUGAAAUUCUGGAUCUUCUCAAAUAUGACUGCGACUUGAACACUCUCAUUCUCCACCCGAAUUGCUUCUAUGAACCACAGCUUCCAAAUACGAGGGCUCCAGACGUGGAGGAACAUCUACAAAAAAAGAUUGGUCUUGGGAACCGUGUACGGAAGCACCCGCUCCAAAGUACUGCUGUAUAUGUCACACAAUUUCUCGGGACACACUGGAACAAAAAUUGGAAGGCCGAAUUCCGAGCACGUACCGAUAUCAGAUACCUGGAUAUCACAGGCAAGCUCCUCAAAGGUCCCAUCCUCCCUAACAGCGAAGAUGAAACUUCGCAAUCUGUCACACACUCAAUCCCUAUCGCGGACAUCGAAGACGUUCCCAGACCACCAAUAUCUCGCGGCAGCGAACCCUCCCGCGCUCCAUCCCUCAUCGAAGUCUCUCUCGCUGCCUGCUCCAAAACACCACAGCUCCCUUACCUCAAAGAUUUUCUCCCGGAAGACAGUCCACCAUACCUGCACAAUCUCCUAGCCGAUGCUGCCGCGAAGAAGGAGUCUGGUGGCAGUCAAUGCACUGUUUGCAAGCGCAACUUUGUGCUGGCGCGCACGGAAUGGAUUGAGUGGUGGAAAAUUUCGAAGCUGGAAUUUAAAGAAUUUUCGGCGCCGGGUGAGGCGUUGAGGGGGGUGGAGAAUGAUAGAGAUGUCGUGGAGAGUAUGGUGCCGCUGAUGCGGAGGGGCUGUAGCUGGCUUUGCGUGCCGGAGAAGUUGGUGGAACGGGAGCCGCAUGAGGAUGCGGUGCUGGAAGAUGUGAUUUCGUGA
Molecule: messenger RNA, 1575 nt
Organism: Drepanopeziza brunnea f. sp. 'multigermtubi' MB_m1
Lineage: Eukaryota; Fungi; Ascomycota; Leotiomycetes; Helotiales; Drepanopezizaceae
Biological process (GO): signal transduction
Source: RefSeq, a predicted model, not a curated record